Messenger RNA from Didymodactylos carnosus, 888 nucleotides. Lineage: Eukaryota; Metazoa; Rotifera; Eurotatoria; Philodinida; Philodinidae. The record is from the annotation of a GenBank genome assembly.
AUGUCUUAUCGCGGCUUACCACAUUAUUCUCCAGUACCUUUAGAAUCAACAAAUUCUUCAAUUAUUAGUUCAAUAUUGCCGUCAUUGUCAUCAGUUCCAGAAAAGCCGAACACUAAAGAUCGUAUUGUACCCUGUUUUAUCGAUAAUUACAUUCUAAAUGAACAACAUCACAGACGUUGUAUAUCAGAUCCUGCCGAUUUUCAACAAAAACAACAACGACAUAAACGAGCAAAAACACUUGAUAAUAUAGUUUCACUCUUUCCAACUAUAUCUAGUCAAGAACCAAUUCGGAUUAUUCACGAAAAUUGCUCAUAUCCAAUCGAUGUUAUUUCUCGCACAAAACACACGCAAUCGUUUCGUCGUUAUAUUGAUAAUAAUGACAAUAGUGACAAUAAUAAUGCCAAUAGUGUGUCUAAAACUAGUAUGAAUCGUAUGAAAUUAAAUUUACCUAAUGAUUUAUUUAAAAAAUCUCAUGCAUAUAGGCGUUAUCACUGUUCAUCUCCUUCUGAGGCAUUUACUUUAUCAACGAAUCCUCCUAUUAUGGUAACUGUUGAAUCUGAAAAUGAAAUAAUAUCACCAACCCUAUGUGAAAACUCAUUGAUAGCCCCAUCUCAUAUUUGUGAUGAAAAAUGUAUAAUGUUGAAUGAUAACAGUAUAGAUGCAAAUGAUAUUCAAACAAAUUUAAAUAAUACACGAAAUUCAUAUUCACAUAAUUUUGUAUCUUAUUUUAUGGAUCUUCUCAAACCAGGUGAUAAUAAAUUGGCCAUGAAAUUAUUUGGAUCGAAAAAAGGCGUGUUGAAAGAACGCUUGAGACAACAAAGAGCAGGAUAUUGUAUUAUUCAUCCGUGCAGCAGUUUUCGGUAUGUUUUACAAGCAAAAAACUUAUAA